Messenger RNA from Thamnophis sirtalis, 915 nucleotides. The record is from RefSeq and is a predicted model, not a curated record. NCBI's taxonomy places the organism in Eukaryota, Metazoa, Chordata, Lepidosauria, Squamata, Natricidae.
AUGAUGAGGAAGCUCCUGUCUUUGCUGCUGCUGCUCACCUGGGCACCUGCCUGCCUUGCUAAGCCCACCUGGGGCUCCGAAGACUCCGAAGACACCCGGGACCAGGCCCUGAAGCAGCUGCUGGAGGUCUUUGGCAUCGAAGGACCCCCGCAGCCCCCCCUCUACUUCAAGGAGCCCCCCCAGUACAUGGUCGACCUCUACAACACCGUGGCCGACGCUGACGGGGUCACCAAGGACCCCCACCUGCUGGAAGGGAACACCGUCCGCAGCUUCCUGGAGAGGAAGGAACAGAACCAAAAUCAGGUUCGCGACUGGGUGGCCGAAGAGAGCAGCAACCAGGGUCUCCUUGUGACGGUUCAGGGCCUGGGAGGGGCCCCCAUGGACCCCCACGCGGUGCAGUUCGCCUCGGGCAGGGACCACCACACCAGCAAGAAGCCCAUGCUGGUCUUGUUCACGGAUGACGGGCGGCGGGCAGCUGCCUUGCCCAGCGGCUUCCCCACUGAGCCAAUUCUCUUCGUCCUCCCCUCCGCAGGUCUGCCCUCUCUCCCCGAGGCCCCUUCCAACCGGACCCGCGGCCCCCGCUCGGCCGAGAGCUCCCUGCCCUGCCGGCGCUACCCGCUGCCGGUGGAGUUCGACGAGAUCGGCUGGACGGGCUGGAUCAUCUCGCCGCACGGCUACAACGCCUACUACUGCAAGGGCACCUGCCGCUUCCCGCUGGGCCAGAGCAUGCGGCCCACCAACCACGCCACCGUCCAGUCCAUCAUGCACGCCCUGAAGCUCAACCCGGAGGUGCACACGCCCUGCUGCGUGCCGGAUAAACUCUUCUCCAUCAACCUGCUCUACUUCGACGACGACGAGACGGUGGUGUUGAAACAGUACGACGGGAUGGUGGCCGACAGCUGCGGAUGCCACUGA